UUUCAACACUACUAUAUAACAAAUAAUUUGAGCUACAGAUAGGAUGUGUAAGGAAGGACCGGUCGUACCGGAGAGUUCCUCAGAUGACAACUCAGUAGAUUACAUUCCAGAUGUGCAUGAGAAGGAGGUCGAUGAUCAGCCAGAAGAGAGCAGCAAGGAGUUCAAAUCGGAGAUUGUUUGGUUCAACGUGUAUAAUAUGAGUGUGCUCCAUCUCCUCGGCCUAAUCGGCUUCUAUAAUUCCCUAUUUUACGCCUCGUGGCCGACCCUGAUAUUUUCCUGGUUCCUGUAUCUCUUCGGAGGGUUGGGGAUAACCGCUGGGGCUCACAGACUUUGGGCCCACAAAUCUUACAAAGCUAGACCAUUACUUAGAGGUUUUCUAAUGCUGUGUCAGACUCUUGCUGGACAAGAUGACCUCUACAAAUGGAGCAGAGACCACAGAGUACACCACAAAUGGAGUGAAACCCAUGCUGAUCCUUAUAACGCUAAUAGAGGUAUGUUCUUCUCUCAUGUUGGCUGGCUGCUAGUGAAGAAACACCCUGAUGUCAUGAAGUACGGAAACAAGCUGAACUUUGAUGACAUUCUCUCCGAUCCUAUCGUUCAGUUCCAGCGCAAGUACUAUCAGCCCCUAUUCUGGAGUGUCUGCGCUCUGAUGCCCACACUAGUCCCUUAUUUCGGAUGGGGUGAGAACGCAUUUGUUGCGUUCACCGUGGCUGGAACUGCACGAUACGUCUUCACCCUGCACAUGACCUGGUUGGUAAACUCGCUGGCUCACUACUACGGUAUCAGACCCUACGACAGUGGUAUCAACCCUGCAGAGAACAGACUGGUAUCACUCGGCGCUAUCGGUGAGGGGUUCCACAACUUCCACCACUCCUUCCCAUUCGAUUACCAGUCCAGUGAGAUGGGAUACAGUCUCAAUAUCACCACCAUGUUCAUUGAUCUCAUGUACAUGUUGGGGCAAGCCUACGAUCUGCGCACCGUCAGCAAGUCUGUUAUUGCAGGCAAGAAGGAGAGAACGGGUGACGCCUCCGGAGUUGGCAGGUACUUCAAACCUACCUACGGGAAAGCUCAGUGACUGUACAGGGAUAUAGGUGGUCGGGUACGGUCACCAUUCGGCCUCUAACCGGCCUCCAUCUCACCACUGUAUUGGUAUCAUGGUGGCCGCCAAUUAGUGGUCACGUGGAGGAAGUACCUCAUCACCACCCAAUUAAACCUAAAGGACAGACAGAUUUGUAAGACUGGGAGUCAGAGUUUUACUUGUCACACACACCACAGAUUCACACAACCACAAGACCCUCAAUGAUUAUGUAUAUGAUCUGUGCUUGUUGCUUAUUUAAUUUUUGUUAUUAAAUAAUA
Molecule: messenger RNA, 1356 nt
Organism: Bolinopsis microptera
Lineage: Eukaryota; Metazoa; Ctenophora; Tentaculata; Lobata; Bolinopsidae
Product: delta(9)-fatty-acid desaturase fat-6-like
Exons: 7
Coding region: 44-1075 (343 amino acids)
Biological process (GO): unsaturated fatty acid biosynthetic process
Cellular component (GO): endoplasmic reticulum membrane
Molecular function (GO): stearoyl-CoA 9-desaturase activity; iron ion binding
Source: RefSeq, a predicted model, not a curated record